AUGGAUAUUGACAUGAAUGAAUUUAUCCCUCCGUCGAAUCUUGAGCGGAUGCCAAAGCGCAUCAUCCCGUCCCUCCUUGAACAGCUAGGUCGAGAGGAUCUGAAGUCCAUCACGACGCUCUCAAAGCGAAUUCGGCGAAAGUUCCUCCCUACUCUGCUACGAGAAGUCUUCUUCAAUGGCAGUGCGACUCAGAUUGCCUACCAGCUUGUAUCCUUUCUCAAGGAGAAGCGAGAGCCUACUUCUGGUCCAGUCUACGAAUACGUUGAGACCGUCACUUUCCGACUCAUUCAAGACGACGGGGAGGGGGAAAUCCCUUCUCUCCCUGGUGCUUUCGGCAUUCUGGGCGACUUCUUUCGCCGAGCGAGCCAGCUACAGAAUGUACUGCUCUUCUUCGCCCAGUCAUCGCGAUUGCAGAAAGCUUCAUUUGUCAAUCUUGUAGGCGACACAUGCAGCUGGACAGCCCUGAAAACGCUCUCGUUAGAUCACGCGGAUCUCAUGACUGUCAAUGCCAUGACUCGUGGCUGUAAGCCGCAGACCUUGGAGUCUGUGUACAUCACCAUGCGUUGCAGGUCAGAAAAGUACGACAUGUUAAGGAAUCGGCAUCCGCAGCUGAAACGGCUGUGGAUUGUUUGCCGAUACCGGAUGGAGCAGGGGGAGUUGUACAAUAACGCUGCGUGGGACAUCCUGCCAGCGAUCAGCCAAGACUUCAAGCAACUGGAGUGGCUCAUCCUUUCUGAAGUUUUCACAAAAGAGGAGUGCUUUCUGCGGUGUCACUUCGUGUCGCGACGUGACCUGACGAAGCCUUUAAACAACAUCACGUGGAAAUUGAACGAAAUGCCCAAGCUAGUUCGUUUCGCCUUUCCUCUCGACCAGGAUACGAUGUGCAAUCGUCUUAUGCGCGAAGAUUGGACAUCGCCCACCAAGGAGCCCCUCAGUCACGAACAAGUGGCAGCGUGGUACACGAGACUGAUCCUCCACAUCUCUCGAGCAGUUCCCCGGCUGGAGCAGAUUUGUAUCACUCACGACUAUCCCUUUUUCUUCCGGGGUAGCAAAAAGCCUGGUGAGGGCGAAAUGACAGUCACAGAGUGCAAUAUGAGUGAGCUGGACCGAGACUUCGAGUUUCCCGGCGGUCUUUUACACUGA
Fusarium mangiferae is the source of this 1143-nucleotide messenger RNA. RefSeq lists its product as uncharacterized. The record is from RefSeq and is a predicted model, not a curated record. Lineage: Eukaryota; Fungi; Ascomycota; Sordariomycetes; Hypocreales; Nectriaceae. Gene Ontology annotation, molecular function: protein binding. The transcript is spliced from 3 exons. The coding region runs from base 1 to 1143 and encodes 380 amino acids.